AAACGAUUGAGCUCGCACUUCCACUGUGUGCCCACUGUAUGUGCACUAAGUUCGCUGUGUAUCUGCUGGGUCUGGGCUUUUCGGUUCGAGUUCUGGGCCUGGGCAGUGAAUUGUAUAUAAUUAGCGCAUUUAUUGACUAACUGCCGCUUGCAACACAAAUUGUUCGUAGCAACAAGAGCUGACGAGUGAUAUGAUGAAAGUACAAUAAUUACUUGGCUUACUGGCCCUCCCAAGUAUACGGACAUUUGCUACCACUGUAUGUAUAUCUGGGUAGGUAGGUAUAUGUAGGUGGGACCUGAUAAUACCUAUAUAUACACAAUUCACAGUCAUGCGAUUUCGAUUUCGAUUGACAAAUGUGCGUGUGCUGCAAUUGUGUACCGACUAAGCUCCAAAAAUCUUCUACCACUCUCCACUCUGUAUUGGGUUUGGUUGCAUCCCGUUUUCGCCUUUCCUCGAUGAUUCUCUCUUUCUAAUAGCACAAUUUUAAUUUCUUAAUUGAAUUUGUUUGGGGCGCAAGUAUAUGUGUGUUGCUGAGAGAGCGCUGUUCGCCAUGUUUGUUUAAUUGUUUAAUUAAAUUAAAUACCCUGACUGCAACUAUUGCAUACCUCGGCACUUUGUAACAGUCGCAUCCGCAGAUGUAUCGCAAGAAACGCUCAUAGGUGCCAUAUUUUCAGUUGACACGCCAAUUAGUGCAUUUAUAAUUCAUGACGUGGGUUAAUUGCUACACUUAAGCCCAACUAAACAACCAACGAUUGGGGGCUGUAAGACCUUUAAGACGAAACCAAACCUUAUCUUGAACAACAGAUAGCAGAUAAAGUUGUUUAUGGUUAAGUUCUCUGGCUGUGAAUCAGUUUAGGAUACAGCUUGGCGAUGGUAACGACACAGCGGACCAAAGAACUGUGCCAAACAGUUCGGCUGAAGUCUACACAAGUGUUUAUUGUGGCCGGAACAUGUUUGGUUACGUUGCUGGUCUCAUUGGUCUGCAUUGGACUUAUGACCCGAUACGAGGUGCAGAACGAGGUGGCCAACGUGGCGGAUGUGGACUAUUGGAAGGACAAGGUGGCGCCCUCGCAGAAAAUCUGGUAUGAUAGUGGCAUUGAGGAGCUCAACGAGGCGCUGAGAUCUCCUUCGGGUCCGAUUUACCCCAAAAACGUAAGGAUAUUUCUGGUUCAAGGUGUCGAUGGCAGAGACUUGGCUGCAUAUAGAUUUUUCGCCAAAGAUUUUAGCCAUGGAAAUACGAACUUUGUUUGGGAUCAGUUUCCCCAUUUGGCUCGCUUGAAGAACAGCUGCACUCAACAGAUUCCGUGCGAAGUCGCUAGAGUUUCCAGAGCAUUCUGGGCGGGAAUACCUUUGGAAAGAGUCCAUCGAUUUCAGCCAGAUUGCGGGCACUUGGCCAAUGCAACGGAUAACGUGCUAAGUGUUCUUCGCCAGGCUCAAUUAGUUGGUUUGCGUACAGGCUUUGUGACCACUCAAAGGAUUACAGGUGCCACGGCAGCCGCGCUCGGAAAUACCAACUCCAACUACGAAUGCGAUGAACGAAUGCCUCUGGGCUCCUCCAAGUCCGGCUGUCAGGAUAUAGCACGUCAGCUAAUUUCUGGCGAGACUGGUCGAUCAUUCAACGUAAUCAUCGGUGGCGGCAGGCAAAUGCUCAAUAGUGUGGUUCCCAAAACCAGAUCGGACCCUGUGGAUGAACUUCUCUGCGAGUCCAGCGAUGGACGCAAUCUGCUCAAGGAGUGGAGAAGCCACAAGCUCAGGGAGAGCAAAAUCAGUCCAAUAAAAUUUGAAUUGAUCCAGCGAACCGAUGAACUGGAGUCCUUGAAUGCCAGCAACUUUGACUUCCUGUUGGGAGUAAUGGCAAAUGGAGAUUUGAGUGGGAAUGCCAAGGCUCCAAGUCUAAAAUUAAUGGUGGAAAGAUCACUGCAAGUCCUGAAAAAGCAAGACCAAGGCUAUCUACUGAUAGUGGAGCAGUUUAUUCAGUCGGACAUGGACAAAAGAAAGCAGCUGCAGCUGUUAAACGAAACGCUGGCUGAUCUUCACACGGAUCAGGAUACUCUAACUCUAGUUCUCAUUACCAAUGCAAUCUAUCCACAACCAAUCCUGGAUGUGAGCGAAGAAACAGAGACAAUCAGCCACCUGCCGGAGACUUUUAAUGAGGCGGAAUAUCAGCUCCAACAGAGACUACACCAAAUGCCAUCGGAGAGCCUACUUUUUGCUCGGGGACCCAAGUCUUCCAUUUUUCAUGGUGUUCGAAAGGAAUCCUUCCUGGCACACGCUGUAUCCCAUGUCCUAAGCAAAAGUAGAGCUAAUCCUUGACACUUUAGGGCCUCUUAUAGUUUUUCCUGACAAAUAACCAUCUCUAAAGGAAUUGCUUAAAGAAAUGUAUAUUUAGUAAGUAUACGAAACAUUGUGAAAAUAAUUGUAAAUAAAUCAAGGCUGUGAAGUUAUCUGAACCAAAA
Molecule: messenger RNA, 2456 nt
Organism: Drosophila elegans
Lineage: Eukaryota; Metazoa; Arthropoda; Insecta; Diptera; Drosophilidae
Gene: Alp13
Product: alkaline phosphatase, tissue-nonspecific isozyme
Exons: 3
Coding region: 871-2313 (480 amino acids)
Biological process (GO): dephosphorylation
Molecular function (GO): alkaline phosphatase activity
Source: RefSeq, a predicted model, not a curated record